Talaromyces marneffei is the source of this 1077-nucleotide messenger RNA. RefSeq lists its product as uncharacterized. The record is from RefSeq and is a predicted model, not a curated record. Gene Ontology annotation, molecular function: hydrolase activity. The coding region runs from base 1 to 1077 and encodes 358 amino acids. The transcript is spliced from 2 exons. NCBI's taxonomy places the organism in Eukaryota, Fungi, Ascomycota, Eurotiomycetes, Eurotiales, Trichocomaceae.
AUGUGCGACUUUAGCAAAUAUGGCAUCCCGAGCGACGAAUGGCUACGCCUGGCGUCAACACUCCCACCGAUGCCCGAUAUGAGCAUGGAGGAGAUGAAGAAAGCAACGAAUGCGACGAGAGAUGUAGCAGCAGAGAACUUGAUGAAUCAACUCCAACUCGCGAGCAAGGUAGCUAUUCAGGAUCACUCAAUACCCGCGAGAGAUGGCUAUCAGAUAGAGGCUCGCACAUAUCGAUCACUAGCUUCCUCGUCACCUGCAGACGGAAAACUACCCGUCUACAUGCAUUUUCACAGCGGUGGAUUUUUAUAUGGUUCUCUGCAAUCCGAAGAUCCACUUUGCUCUAUUGUGGCCCUUAGAUUAAACAUCCUUGUGUUGCACAUCAACUAUCGUCAUACACCAGAAUACACGUAUCCCACGGCAUGGAACGACGCUGAAGAUGGCAUGAUCUGGCUCUGCAAGAAUGCGUCCAAUAUCAAUGCCGACCUUGGCCGGAUCGUAAUCGGCGGGUCUUCAGCUGGCGCCCACUUAUCCGCAUCAUUGACGAGAAUACUGGCGACGCAACCAGCCCAAUUACAAUUAUCGCCGCAACCUACGAUCUGUGGACAGGUUUUGAUGAUUCCCUCGCUCGUAUUUGGUGAUUGUUACGAAUCCCAAAUGCGUCAGAUAAAGGAUCCGAGUCUAUCAUCGUACAAUCAAUGUGCCGAAGCGAGCUUUCUAGACACAAAGACUAGAAAGAUGUUUAAUGAUGCUUUGAAGGUUGAAAGUCCGGACCCUAACGAUAAAAGACUGAAUCCUGGGCAUUUGACAGCAGAGGAAGCAAGCAAAAUGCCACCGGCUACGUUUGCUAUUGCAGGUUACGACCCGGUUCGGGAUGAAGGGUUGUUGUAUGCGAAGUUGCUAACUGAACAAGGUGUUCCCACCGAUGUCCAUGUUUUCAAAGGCUUGCCACAUGGCUUUCGCAUGAUGGGAAACAAGUUAUCGGCGAGCGCGGAGUGGGAUAAAGUAUUACUUAAUGGCAUUCAAUGGGCAUUGAGUAAACCAAACAAGGCAGUCGAGUUUGUGAUCAAGGAACACUGA